AUGUUUCGCACACCGUUACGCUCGAUGGCUACGUUGGCCAGGAAGAAUCUCACCAUUGGUCUCAUCCCUGCUGAUGGUAUUGGUCAGGAAGUUAUCCCAGCCGCAAGAACCGCCAUUGAAGCGGUUGGAUCUGACAUUCCUUCACUCAAAUUCGUUGAUUUGGUGGCUGGGUUCGAGACCUUUACACGAACAGGCACUGCGCUACCUCCCGAAACUGUGGAGUCUCUUAAGGAGGAAUGUGACUGCGCUCUUUUCGGAUCUGUCAGUUCUCCUUCACGCAAGGUCGUGGGGUAUUCAUCACCCAUUGUUGCGCUCCGUAAGAUCUUGGACCUGUACGCCAACAUACGACCCGUUGUUUCGGCAAAACAGGUGUCCCCGGUUGUCGGUGUCCCUCCUGACGUCGACCUGGUAGUCGUCAGGGAAAACACAGAAUGUCUAUAUAUCAAACAAGAGGAACUCCGAGUCACCGACCACGGGAAGGAGGCGCGUGCAACACGGCUGAUUACUGAGCGUGCAUCAAGACGCAUCGGUCAAAUGGCCUUUGACAUUGCGUUGAAUCGUCCCCGUCAGGCUAUGAUACACAAAUCAAAUGUGCUGUCUGUCACUGAUGGCCUCUUCCGGGAAACCGUUCGCGCCGUCCCAGAUAUCGAGCCGAAGUAUCAAAAGGUUACUGUCAUGGAACAAUUAGUUGACAGCGCAGUCUAUCGGUUAUUCCGUGAACCCAAAGUCUUCGAUGUCAUGGUAGCACCAAACCUAUAUGGCGAUAUUCUUUCGGACGCCGCCGCCGCACUUGUGGGGUCUCUGGGUGUCGUUCCCUCCGUCAAUGCUGGCGACAACUUUGUGAUGGGUGAACCUGUACAUGGGUCCGCUCCUGAUAUUGUAGGCCAAGGCAUUGCCAACCCCGUCGCUUCCAUCCGCUCAGCCGCUCUCAUGCUUCAUCACCUUGGUUACAUCAAGGGUGCCAAUCGAAUUGACACCGCUGUGGAUUCCGUCGUCCGUGAAGCUGCUUAUCUGACACCAGACUUGGGCGGGACUGCUAGAACUGAAGACGUUGUCAACGAAAUUGUCAAGCGGAUCUGAGGUUCUGUUUUUCAUCUUGAUUAUCAAACGUCUGCAGUAUUCUAAUGAAUUAUGGCUUAAAUAUGUCAAAUGAAAGGGUCUAUAGUUGGCCCUACGCCGUAGUAGUGUAAAGCGGCGGGGAUGGACCGUCGACCUUGUCAUUCUGGCGCAGGUAUUUAUGAAGUAAGUGAACUUCUCUCCGAAGUUCCUCUAUCUCUUGCUACACGUGCAGCCCUACCGGCAGCCCUGAGCGAUCUUCCAAGGAGCCUUGAUGAGAA
Guyanagaster necrorhizus is the source of this 1337-nucleotide messenger RNA. RefSeq names its product Isocitrate/isopropylmalate dehydrogenase. The record is from RefSeq and is a predicted model, not a curated record. Gene Ontology annotation, cellular component: mitochondrion. Gene Ontology annotation, biological process: L-lysine biosynthetic process; tricarboxylic acid cycle; isocitrate metabolic process. Bases 1 to 1080 code for a protein of 359 amino acids. NCBI's taxonomy places the organism in Eukaryota, Fungi, Basidiomycota, Agaricomycetes, Agaricales, Physalacriaceae. Gene Ontology annotation, molecular function: NAD binding; isocitrate dehydrogenase (NAD+) activity; magnesium ion binding. The transcript has 11 exons.